This is a messenger RNA of Acanthamoeba castellanii str. Neff, 2139 nucleotides long. RefSeq lists its product as uncharacterized. The transcript has 10 exons. NCBI's taxonomy places the organism in Eukaryota, Discosea, Longamoebia, Acanthamoebidae. The coding region runs from base 1 to 2139 and encodes 712 amino acids. Gene Ontology annotation, molecular function: nucleotidyltransferase activity. The record is from RefSeq and is a predicted model, not a curated record.
AUGGAGUGCGAAAGGCCAAAGCAGGCUGACCUGGCGCUGGUCGAGCGGCUGCUGGCAGCGACGCUGCCCUACGCUCACCGGGUGGUGAACGUGUACCUCUUCGGCUCGCGCGCCCACGGCCUCGCUACGCCAGAGUCGGACUAUGACGUUAUGGCCGUGAUUGAGAGCACCGACGGCAGUGACGAUAAACCCGGCAGUCGCCUCCUCGACUUCGAAAGCCAUAACUUGAGCAUCACCGUCUUCCACCUCACCUUCUUCUGCAGCCUCGUCCAAGAGAACGUAGUCUGGGUCUCUACGGCACUGUUUCUGCCGAAGGAGUGCGUGUGGCGAGAGGACGUGCGCGUGCCGUUCGAGCUGAGGAAGGCGGACCUCCGGCGGGUUGUGCUGGGAGACGUCAAGCAGCAGCGCAAGAAGAACAAAUGGAAAGGUGACGCCAAGCGCGGGAAGAAGAACUACAUGCACGCCCUUCGCACGCUCGACUACGCGCUCCAGAUCCUACGGGACGGCGCCAUCACCGACCUGCAAGCACCCAACCACUACUGGCCUGAGAUCUCCUCCAAUCCCUCGACGAGGUGGGAGGACUACAAGCGCAAGUACGGACCACUCUUUAGGGAGCUCAAGGACCAGGUCAUCGCGCUCACCGAGCCCCUGCCCAUACCGGCAGACCUCCGCACACCGUACAGUGAAGGUCCCCGCCUGGCCACCUUUGCCUACAUCGCCGCCCACGGCCUCCGCUCACUCUCCCGGACUAAUGGCCGCCACCAGGAGCUGAACAUUGACAUCACGAGGGACGAAACGUGUCCCGCGCUGGUGAUGCUGCAUGCCGACAGCUUCAAGGCGCUCGACCACCCGGUUGUGAAGGAAUGCUCGUCCGGCCUGCUCAUCGAGAUGUCGCUGGAGAAUACGCCGACCACGGACAAUAGUGUUGGCCAGCCGACGAGGCUCGUGUGCUACCCGCCAGCCAAGAUGACCGACGUCCGGCCGUCCAAUCUGGAGGAGGCCGACGCGCUGCUGGGACCCGGGCUCCUUCACAGCGACGCGCGCGGAGGGAUUCACCGCGGGCGAGUGUUCAAGCUGAUGAUCUCCGACAAGGCCCGGUUCGUGUCGCUCUUCCACUACGACGGACAAUGGCGCGUCUGCUCGUCGGAGCUGGCCGACUGCAGCGACGCGGUGCUGCGAGUGACGGUGCCGAUGCCCUCCACCGCGACGCCUCGGCCGGAAACGCUUGAGCCGAAUGCUGGUAAGAAGGAAGAAUGCACAUUCCUUGAGUACCUGGCAUUCAAGAGCCGGACGCACUACAACUACUGGGAGGUCAUGGAGGAGACGCUCAUCAAGCCCCGGCAAGCCUUCGCCAGCUUCGUCAACCGCGCACGGAAGGUCGACCCGACAAACUGGGAGGGGACCGGCCAAAGCCUAACGGGCAGCGGGCGGGCCAAGAGGUCGGCGACUGGCAGCGACCACGAAUCCGAAGCGAAGACGCUGGGCGACUACUUCUGGGAGAUCUGGCACGAGCGCGGGUACCAGCUGCCAGAGGACACUAGCCUGUGCUACACCUUCAUGGUCUCCGUUACCGCGAUCGACGCUUGCGAGCACCUUCCCUCGCAAGAUGCUUCGUCAGCCGGACAAGCGCUCUUGAGCGGUGCGAGGCAUCUGGACGGCAAACUCGAGGACCUGCCGCCGAUCGACCACCCGUGGGAGGGCGAUCAUGAAGAGUCCGCUGGCGACGCGCGCGCGGCGGAAGACACGGGCGACACCGCCGCCGCACCUGCCGCGGGCAAUCCCAAGGGCGCCAAGUACGCGUGGCCGCCAGUCCUUCCCCCGGACCACCACUCCCUCUACCGGGUGCUGCUACGCGAAGGCAGGCGACUCGAUUCGAGUGCGUGCUCCGGGUUUCUGGUGGUCGACGACGACCUGCGCAGGGCCAAGAUCAUCGCACCGGCCUAUGCGGCCCUUGCGCGGUUGAAGUGGUUCGUGGGCAAGGAGGACACGCUACGCGAACUGCUCCUCGAGGUGAUCCGGUCCAGCGACUUCCCCUCUAUCGCGAGCUUCAUCAAGGAUUUCAUAACCUCCUGCGCCUAUUGGAAGAAGCCUACUGCCCUCUGCUCUCUUUAUCGCGGUAUAUCCCUGGUCCACUCCUAA